This is a messenger RNA of Cladophialophora yegresii CBS 114405, 1074 nucleotides long. RefSeq lists its product as uncharacterized. The record is from RefSeq and is a predicted model, not a curated record. Gene Ontology annotation, biological process: butanediol biosynthetic process. Gene Ontology annotation, cellular component: cytoplasm. Gene Ontology annotation, molecular function: (R,R)-butanediol dehydrogenase activity. The transcript has 4 exons. The coding region runs from base 1 to 1074 and encodes 357 amino acids. Lineage: Eukaryota; Fungi; Ascomycota; Eurotiomycetes; Chaetothyriales; Herpotrichiellaceae.
AUGUCGACCAUGAGAGCAGCCAGAUUCUACGGCAACAGAGACAUUCGCGUCGAGGAUGUCCCGGUUCCGGAAGCAGGGCCGGGAGAAUGUGUCGUCGAAGUCGAAUGGUGCGGCAUAUGUGGGAGCGAUUUGCACGAAUACGCCGCCGGGCCGGUCCUGAUGUCAACGGUCGACGCGAAGACCGGGGACCCCAAACCCUUGACUCUAGGGCACGAAUUUUGUGGUCGUCUCAAAUCCGUCCCCGAGGGAUCGAAGUUGAAGGUCGGCCAGGCCGUCAUGGUCGACCCGCACUGCAUAUGCCGCCAGUGUCUCUGUUGCACGUCUGGGAACGACCAAAUGUGCCAGAAGCUGGCCUUUCUAGGAGGCCACAACGAGCGUGGGGGCGGACUGUCCGAGUUUGUCGCGGUCGAAGAGGCGCAUUGUCUACCCCUGCCGGACACGGUCAGCUUGGAGUCCGCUGCGGUGAUCGAACCCCUGGUUGUGUGUCACCAUGCCGCCAAGGUCGCGGGUGUCAACUUGAAGGGCUUGGACGUGCUGAUCCUGGGUGGAGGGCCCGUGGGCAGUGCUCUGAUUUCAAUCCUCCGGGCGCACGAGGUGGGCAGGAUCUUCUUGAGCGAGCCGACCGCGAAACGAAAGGAGCAGAACAAAGAAGUCGUCGAUCGGGUCAUUGAUCCGCGCUCGGAAAAGGUGGGCGACGUUUGUCGAGAGCUGACGGGUGGCAAAGGUGUGGAUGUCGUGUUUGAUUGUGCUGGCGUGCAGCCUGGGCUGGAAGCCGGUUUUGACGCCCUCAAGCACUCGGGCACCUAUGUCAACGUCGCUGUCUGGGAGAAGCCGAUCCAGAUUCAGUUCCUGAUGUUCUUCUUCAAGGAGAUCAACAUCAGGAGUUCGUGCUGCUACAACGAAGAGGACUUCAAGGAGGUCAUGGAGUUGAUGAGCAAGGGUGCGUUCAAAGGAUAUGAACGAAUGGUGACGAGUCGGAUAUCACUUGAAGAUACCCAGUCCAAGGGGUUUGAGGAAUUGAUCAACAACAAAGACGAUCAGAUCAAGAUCCUGAUCUCUCCGAAGGUCAAGUAG